Molecule: messenger RNA, 363 nt
Organism: Rhea pennata
Lineage: Eukaryota; Metazoa; Chordata; Aves; Rheiformes; Rheidae
Product: macrophage migration inhibitory factor-like
Exons: 4
Coding region: 1-363 (120 amino acids)
Molecular function (GO): cytokine activity; phenylpyruvate tautomerase activity
Source: RefSeq, a predicted model, not a curated record
AUGCCUAAAUUCAUUGUUAACAUAAAUCUAAGCAAGGGUAGAGUUCCAAAAUCUUUCACAGGAGAGCUCACUCAGCAGCCAUCACAAACAGUGGGCAAGCCAGCACAGUACAUAGCAAUACAGAUCUCUCCUGAUCAGGUAAUGUCAUCUGGAAGCUCCACAGAGCCCUGUGCUAUGUGCUUUCUCUACAGCAUUGGCAAGAUAGGACACCAGGAGAACAAGGUCUAUUCCAAGGUGCUAUGUGACCUGAUGAACAAACAGCUGAAAAUACCAGCUGACAGAUCUUGCACAUACACGGAAUUUGUCAGCUUCUUUGAGAUCAGUGCUGGCAACACAGGCUGCAACACCACUACCUUUGCUUGA